GAUUGUUUUUGUUUUUAUUUUUCGCGAUAACCGCGUGCUCUUUUAAAAUGUCGAAAUCAAGUAGAACUCGUGGUCCAAAUUUUAACAAUAAAGAACAAAUAUUGCUGCUGGAAGCUGUGAAACCGUACGCUAAAAUUAUUGAAGCAAAGCAGACCGAUGCGGUUAAACAAGCAGAUAAGCAGGAUGCAUGGACGCAAUUAGCAGAAGUUUUUAAUGCUAAUACAACGGACCAACCCCAAGGAGCGGAGAACCUUAUAAGUUAUUAUAGAAAUUUGAAAUCGAAACUCAAAAACAACACUCUGAUGCCAAAAUGUUAUUAGUUGAUCAUGCCCAAAGAAAUGUCCUUAUAAAAUCCAUAGAAGACAAUGGGAAAGACUGGAAUGCUGUGGCCACAUGGAAUGAUCCUGAGCUGCGUGAGAAAGGUUUUGAGGAAUUAACUAAGGAAAUGCAAAGGAAUGAAAACAAACAUAAAAGGCACUUGAUGGGAAUAACACCGCUAAAUACGUUUAGGCGCGCUAAAUAGCCAACGUGGCCCGUUUAAUUUUGACACAUGGCAUUAAACGAUUUUAGUUUCGUAAUUUUGUGUAAGGAGUGCUUAAAGAGUGCGUAUUUACGUUCCUUAUGCAAGCCACACUUAGAGUUAUUGUUAUUAAAAUAACGGUGUACAUAUAUAAAAUGAAAAUAGUGUUGUACAAAUCUAUAAGCAUACAAAGAGAUAGUGAAUCAUGUCAACGAUAGUUAAUUAUAAUAAUAGUAGGAGAUAUAACAAAAUAUGCAAACUUAAACUGCGAGUACACCGGUGACCGCAACCUAUUGUUCUUUAAUUGUGUCUAUAAUGACGGUACUCAAACGGUUAAAAAGAUACUUCCUACCUGAACAGUUAACAGAUGACAAAGAAAGUUAAAACAAAAUGAUUUAAUUAUGAAGUUAAAGCAAAUCUGACGUAACAAACACACAUUUGAUACUAAGAACAAUUUACAUUUGGUGGUUUUAUUAUAUACCGUAUGAAUACCAGGCUGAUACUUAGCUGCGCUUCGCUUUCAGACAUGCGCCAACCUCCUCCGCACCACGCUUGGCACCGGAUGAUGAAGUGCUUUGCGUCCUUGGGUACUUAGCUAGCAGAGGCUUCAGCUCAUCCAUCGAAGACUCUUUACACCGCUUCCCAUCUGAGGCCUUGACGAAGAUUACACCAUCCUGUGUCCCGCAAGACCUCAUACCGAAGUGCUGUCAUGCUUUUGCAAAGACAGACUGCCUCUCACGGGUCAGAAACUCUCUGAUGGCAAUCUUCGUACCCUUUAAUCUGGUUUUUGCCCGCCAGGCUGACUGUUUGACAUCCACACUGGCAAACCAGACCAGAAGAGGCCGGUGGUGAUCCGCACUGGUCUGCCCCAGUCUGUGUGAAGCCUUGACAGAUGAUGAGCCAUGAUCGUCCCACUGCAAGGCAAAGGUCUUCCUACCCUCCUUCCACUCCUCUCUAUGUAAAGCUUUUUGCUUUUAUACUUAUAAUUAAAACUAAUUACUUAAUUCAUCAGCUAUCCAUCUUCUCACAAAAUCUUAAACAUUCACGAUACACAUCUUUUCAUUUCGCUGCAAAUAAAUCACACGUUGGUGCACGGACAAUCACGAUGUCGGGACAGCCAAUGGGCGGCGCUAUAAGCUGACGUUUGCGCUCCCCGCCACCCCGCCCUUCGAGUAUACAAGAGCGGCCAGCGGCCACCUCGGGAACGGCAUUCCUUAGUCAGCUUUGCCUGUGCAAUCAUGUCUAUCUGGAGACCAUUUAGUUUAGAAGAAGUCAACACUGUCGAGGACGAUGAGACGACUCAGACCACAGAGAUAGUGGAACCUCUAUCGUCGGAUUUGAGUGUGUUACGCGUGCCACAAUCUGUAGCUGUGCCUGUGUCGGCGGCACAACCGACGCUGUCAACGUACCCGGUAUACCCGACAGAGCCAGGGUACCUGCCGCUGCCUCUACGCUAUGGAGAUGUUCAAGUUUCCUCAGGUGGUAGUUCAGGCUACCAUUCCUUGAGUACGCCGUCAUCGUCACCCCCGCCUGGCCCACCCGCCGCCGUUUCUGCACCGGAGGCAACUGCAGAGCUGGAUCCAGAUUAUCAGCGUUACGUUGAGGCUGCCAUGGCUGCCAUAAGAGCUCACCAAGGUGGCACUUUAGUCGGAAAUAAUCCGAACAUGCGUCGCGCUGUGCGGUCGCAAGCGCACGCCGGCACCGCGGCGGAAGCCGACGCCUACCGACGCACGCGCGAGAAGAACAACGCGACGGCGAAGAAGAGCCGCGACCGGCGGAAGCUGCGCGAGGUAGAACUGUCGGUGGAGCUGUCGUACCUGAAGCAGCAGCUGGCGGCGCUCAAGGCGACGCUGCGCUCCCGCGCCUGCACACGCUGCCGCCGCUCCUGUCUGUGCUAGUGCGGACCACCAGCACACACAUACACACACACACACAUACACACGGCUGUGAUACACAACGUUCCUGAACGAUGUGCAAAUAUUUCGGUGCAUGACUAGCUUUAAGCAGAUUUAAGUGAAAUGGUCGUAAGACUUUAAACUAUUGACGUGCAAUUUAUUAAAUUGUAAGUAAAUAUAUUUUCUAGAAUUUGAUCUAAUUGUUAGUAUAAACACCAUUCUUGAUUGUAAAUUUUAGUAAACAAGGCUACCUACAUUAUUUUUUACUUAUUUUUCUAUUUCAUGAUCUCAUGUAUACAUUUUAGUACUGAGUAAUUAUUAAUAACCCUAAGUUUUACUGUUACUGUCAUUACAGGAACCAUAAUGUUUACAAAAAGACUAAAUAUACACAUUUUGUACAGUAAUGUUGUAUUU
Messenger RNA from Spodoptera litura, 2829 nucleotides. RefSeq lists its product as uncharacterized. Gene Ontology annotation, molecular function: DNA-binding transcription factor activity. The record is from RefSeq and is a predicted model, not a curated record. Gene Ontology annotation, biological process: regulation of DNA-templated transcription. NCBI's taxonomy places the organism in Eukaryota, Metazoa, Arthropoda, Insecta, Lepidoptera, Noctuidae.